GAUUGAGUAAAAGCUGCGGCGGACCCUAAAGAAAUAGGAGGGGCUUAGUUAAUACCAGAAAUGUCAAUCAGGCCAUCAACUCCGAAUAAUCUCUACGAAUCUGUUAGGACCUGACCCGGGCACCUUCAGAUCAAUAGCAAGUUGAGAGAGAGCGAUCGGAUCGGUUACAGUGCGUCUGCAUGUGGAAACGUAUACUUUCAACUGAGUCUAUAGCAUUAAAGGUGGAUUCUGCGGCUCUUUCUGCACAGAGAUUUCUCUCGCAGUAGUCACUGACCAUGUCUUUCCCACAACUGGGAUAUCAGUACAUAGCUGCUACUAGGCCACUAUACCCAGAUCGCCAGGGUAUAUCGUCUUCCAGGACUGGGAGCGAUCUGACGGCGUCCGGCGCUGCUUCUACUGUACUAACCAUGUAUGGAUCCCCUUAUGCCGCUCAAGGAUACGGCGCCUUUUUGCCUUAUGCAGCCGAUCUCCCCAUGUUUCCUCAGCUGGGCGCCCAAUACGAACUGAAGGACAGUCCGAGCGUACAACACCCUGCUUUCCCACACCACCACGCCGCUUACUACCCUUACGGCCAAUACCAGUUCGGAGACCCGUCCAGGCCGAAAAACGCCACAAGGGAAAGUACCAGCACGUUGAAAGCCUGGCUCAAUGAGCAUAGAAAGAACCCAUACCCGACCAAAGGGGAGAAAAUCAUGUUGGCCAUUAUCACCAAAAUGACCCUGACCCAAGUGUCCACCUGGUUCGCCAAUGCCCGGAGAAGGCUGAAAAAGGAGAACAAGAUGACUUGGACUCCCAGAAACCGGACGGACGAAGAGGGUAAUUCGUAUGGAAGCGACCCGGACAUGGAAGGGGAGAAAAAGGAGGACGACGAGGAGAUCGAUUUAGAGAAUAUCGAUACGGAGAAUAUCGAGAGCAAAGAGGACGAAGAUGAUCACGACCCGGACUUAAACCUGGACUGCAAACUGGACGGCAGGAGUGACUCUGAGAUCUCAGACACUUUUGAUGACUUGAACGGUUCGGAGGACGGUUUUCUGAAAUCGGUGGUAAAAGAUAGCAGAGUGACUGAGGAGAAGCGAGGCGAUCUGUCGCCUGAGAUUUCAGGACAGUCCAGUGGCGAUCAGACCAAAAGCAGCGCCGAGAGGAAAAGCCCUGUCUCCCCUCCGCCCGAGAGCAGCUUGUCGCUGAACCAGAAGCCGAAGAUCUGGUCUUUGGCUGAAACCGCCACCACUCCGGACAAUCCCCGCAAGUCCCCCCAGAUCAGCAGCACUCCUGCGGGGCCUCCAGCCUCCUCUCUCCUCGGCCAGCACAGACUAUUCGCCUGCCCCAUGGGCAAAUUUCAGAACUGGACAAACCGUACCUUUUCUCACCACCCCCUGGCUUUAAUCAAUUCAAACCACUUCCUCGGACUCAGUGCUGGCCAGGCGGCUCCGGCUGCCGGUGUCCCUGCAUUCUGUACAGUAAGAGAGGAGCGGGCUCAGACAGCAGAACCCACAGUAACAGAUCGAAGCAGUGCCUUGGAAAUAGAGAAAAAAAUAGUAAAGACAGCUUUUCAGCCGGUUCAGAGACGACCCCAGAACCAACUCGAUGCAGCCAUGGUUUUGUCGGCGCUCUCCUCCGCAUAGUCCCUUUUGGCUUUUUUUAAACUUUAUUUUGUAACCAUUUUCUUGUUAAAUGGAAUGUAAAAAUGUUCCCCCCUGUAUAGUUUAACCUGUAAGCAUGUAUGUGUAUUAAAAUAAAAUUGGUAAUGUUAUACUGGCCGAGAAGGCGUGUAUCAAUUAGUUCAGUUUGUGACAUGUGGAACCCAGUUUUUUUUUGUAAGUCGAGUGAAAAUUAGUUAUCACCUGGUGUUCGAGAUGUUUUGUAUAUACCGCAAACAAAAAUGUACAUACGUGUGAACGAAAUUGUACAAGAAAGUAUAUAUUUUUGGC
Molecule: messenger RNA, 1928 nt
Organism: Pristis pectinata (smalltooth sawfish)
Lineage: Eukaryota; Metazoa; Chordata; Chondrichthyes; Rhinopristiformes; Pristidae
Gene: irx3a
Product: iroquois homeobox 3a
Exons: 4
Coding region: 276-1622 (448 amino acids)
Biological process (GO): cell development; regulation of transcription by RNA polymerase II; neuron differentiation
Cellular component (GO): nucleus
Molecular function (GO): RNA polymerase II cis-regulatory region sequence-specific DNA binding; DNA-binding transcription factor activity, RNA polymerase II-specific
Source: RefSeq, a predicted model, not a curated record